Molecule: messenger RNA, 1821 nt
Organism: Halichondria panicea
Lineage: Eukaryota; Metazoa; Porifera; Demospongiae; Suberitida; Halichondriidae
Exons: 2
Coding region: 114-1682 (522 amino acids)
Source: RefSeq, a predicted model, not a curated record
AAAAACACAAGGACAGCAUGUUUCAUUCAAAACUGCUAUACUAAUAGGCUGUAUAGACUCAGCCUAUUAAAGUUCAAAAACCAGAACUGCUAAAGUUACUGUACUUCAUCAGUAUGGAAUCCAUGAAUGUUGCAAAGGAUACCGAAGAAGAUCGUGAGAUAUUGGAAGACUUUCCGCCAUGGAAACUGCAAGAGCUUGGUCUCGGGCGUGGUGUGAAUGGAACAGAUCCACGACCAUGGGUCAACAAAUCAUCUCUGCAAAUCCGAGAUAUUAUCAUGCAGCCUAUUUCAAAUUCCACUGAUUCGUCUCAACAGUUACUCAAAAGCAGCUUGAUAGGCACAAAUGAGGGUGGAAUCGUGCAUCACUUUGUUCAAGAAGUUACGAGUAUUAAGGAGCUGAAAGCCAUGCUGGAUACUUCAAUAUCAGUGCCAAAUUCACCUGUGACUGUGGGUGUAGGGGCUGAUCUUAUUCGCAGCAUGACCAAAACACAGAAAGCCAUUGGACAGAGAGUGCUCAAUCGAACAGUGACUUUCAAAGCUGAGUAUCAGGAUAAUGCUGAAAAUUUACUUGCUAAAUACAUUUUACAGAACGUAGGUGUUGAAAAGGAGGACAGUGAAACGUACUUGAAGAAGCUGAGAGAAUCAUCCAAACUGAAAGCAGAAAGUUAUUUUAAAGCAUUUGUUGAUCGUUAUCGUAUCACACACUAUGUGAGCUCUAUCACACUAGGAGCAAGUUAUUUCACUGUACAAUCCGAAUCUGAAUACCACAAGGAGGCAGGUAUCGAUGGUGAAAUUGGCUUCCAGCAAGUUGCUCAAAUUAAAGUCUCUGCCUUUUAUGUUUCUAAGUUGUUGAAGAAAUCUAAGAAUGUUCACGCUAUUGGAAAGCUCGGGCAAAAUGGGACUGUGGAAAAAGAGGCUGUAGUGGAUGUAAAGAUUGAACCAAUCAGUAGCCUGUUUCAGAGCGAUGAAUUCCGUGAUUGUAUGCAGAGUGUGCUGGACGAAUUCUUCCACAAGAAAGACUAUGGAAAAGAGGGUCCAUAUCUGAUCUCUUGCAACGAUGGGCUGGCUUUCCUAAAAGUUGUGCAGGAAAUUCAUGGACAAGCUACGGUCAUGGCCACAACAAAAAUUGAACAAGCCUCACAGUUUUAUGUCAUCCUCACUGAUGAAGGUGACUAUCCUUACGAGUUCUACAUUGGCUGGCAAAAAAGUAAGACAGGAGAAAUGCGAUAUCUGAAUGCACCUGUCUCGAUUACUGGUUAUCAUUGUGGACCUCUCACUUUUGAAAGCAGAGGAGUGAAAAAUCACAGCCGAUUCUCACUCAAUAGUCGACUGAUAGAUUAUUUCUGUGGUCUGUUUGUUCAAGGCAAUGACAACAUCAACCCUGACAUUUGGUUCAAGGGAUCUGAAUCCUAUUUGAUCAUGUGUAGCCGAAGAAGAUGGUGUGUUGACGGCUUCCUAGCUGUGCAAAGAAACAUUGGCUCUGAAACUGAAGAAUAUCGUACCACCAGUGUGUCGAAUCCAAGAACUUAUGAUGGUGAGAAUCUUCACAUGACAUUCCAGCUCCACCCAAGAAAAAAAUGGAACGAUCUGGGAUACCCAAUAAUUAGUGAAACUCGACACCCUCCCAGUACAGAAGCAAGGAGCCUUGAGGUUGCUAGUACUGACUUAACAAUCAAUGAAUGAUUUUCACCAUGCAUAAUUUCUAUAGCUAUUAAAUAGUUGCACUAAAGUAAAUAUUCGUUUAAAGUUAUAUGCAUGUGGUGUUCAUGCAUAUUACACUGUAUUAUUGCUAACCAAAAUUAAUAUUUAUAGUGAUAUCCCC